Molecule: messenger RNA, 844 nt
Organism: Oncorhynchus masou masou (cherry salmon)
Lineage: Eukaryota; Metazoa; Chordata; Actinopteri; Salmoniformes; Salmonidae
Product: tyrosine-protein kinase CSK-like
Exons: 4
Biological process (GO): regulation of MAPK cascade; signal transduction
Cellular component (GO): nucleoplasm; plasma membrane; COP9 signalosome
Molecular function (GO): phosphotyrosine residue binding; epidermal growth factor receptor binding
Source: RefSeq, a predicted model, not a curated record
CAAUUCAACAUCUAGAACUGCUACAGUUCUCGGCGACAAUGUUCGAAUGAUAAAUGCGAUACAUUUCUAUCUUCAACGUUGUGAACUUUGCGCUCAGUGACCCUCUUGGCUAACUACGUGCAUUUCGUACUAUUAAGGCCGACAAAAACGGCGCAGGAGCACGAUUUGAAGUUUUGUGCAUUCAUUUAGCUAGUUUUCACAGUCGGAUUGAUUUCCAGGAACACUGUGCUUCAUCUCACUCGUUUUGUGACUGGGUUGAGUUGUUUCGAUGGUUAUAUCGCUCGACGGUUGAGACUCCGCCGUGUUGUUUUUCAUCAAGCUCAAGAACAAUUGACUGCAUCACCAUUAUUUAUUUUUUGGGAAUCGUUUUAACUGACUCGAAUGUAUAUUUACAACUGUCUCUGACAUCUAUUCCAUCCACGUGUUUGCCACCUCUGCGUUCUUCUCAUAGAGAUGUAUCGAUUGACGUUUUGUUCCAUUUGAUAGGUGUGUGUGUGUGUGUGUGUGUGUGUGUGUGUGAGUGAGUGUGUGUGUGAGUGUGCUAUGGUAACGUCUGGUGUGUGAGGCCUGCGUCAGGAGACCCCACUGCCUUGUUCAGCAUGUCUGAAUCCCAGACCCCGUCAUGGCCACGGGGCACAGAGUGUAUGGCCAAGUACAACUUCAAGGGCACCACGGAGCAGGACUUGCCCUUUAACAAAGGAGAUGUCUUGACCAUCAUCGUUGUCACUAAGGACCCCAACUGGUACAAAGCCAAGAACACAGCAGGUCGAGAAGGCACCAUCCCAGCGAACUACGUCCAGAAGAGAGAAGGGGUGAAGCAAGGGGGCAAGCUGAGUCUAAUGCC